Messenger RNA from Penicillium daleae, 1935 nucleotides. RefSeq names its product serine/threonine-protein kinase. Gene Ontology annotation, molecular function: protein serine/threonine kinase activity; ATP binding. Lineage: Eukaryota; Fungi; Ascomycota; Eurotiomycetes; Eurotiales; Aspergillaceae. The coding region runs from base 1 to 1935 and encodes 644 amino acids. The record is from RefSeq and is a predicted model, not a curated record. Gene Ontology annotation, biological process: protein phosphorylation. The transcript is spliced from 6 exons.
AUGUCCUGGAAGCUCACCAAAAAACUGAAAGAGACGCAUCUGGCGCCUUUGACUAGUUCAUUUGGCCGCUCGUCCUCCACCUCUACGAUCAAGGGUGAUUCAAAUGGCGGUGGUGACGAGUCGCCGGUCGCUCCCCAAGCCCCCAGCAUCGCUUCCACUGCUUCCACAAAUGGCAUCGCUGCCUCAGAGUCCCUCGUCUCUCCCCCGGUGGCUCCCGUGAAGCCAGGCAUCCUUAUUGUGACCCUUCACGAAGGCCAAGGAUUCGCCUUGUCACCUCAUUAUCAGCAAAUUUUCAACUCUCAUUUCCAAAACAACUCGUACGCGCCAUCGUCUUUGCGCCCCAGCACUUCGUCCUCGUCACAGUCUUCCCAUGGACAAGCGGGCUCCUUCGUCCAGUCCACCCGGCCGCAGUCUACCAGUGGAGGCUUGAACUCUGCCCCGACCGUCCACGGCCGUUAUUCAACCAAAUACCUCCCCUACGCCCUUCUUGAUUUCGAAAAGAACCAAGUUUUCGUCGAUGCUGUGUCGGGUACUCCCGAGGCCCCUCUGUGGGCGGGUGACAGCACGGCGUUCAAGUUCGAUGUCUCCCGAAAGACCGAGCUGAACGUGCAAUUGUAUCUCCGUAACCCAACUUCCCGACCUAGUGCUGGCCGGAGUGAGGAUAUUUUCUUGGGUGCUACCAAGGUCCACCCACGCUUUGAGGAGGCUGGCCAACCAUAUGUGGAAGACCCCAAGCUUAGCAAGAAGGACAACCAAAAGGCGGCGGCUGCUCAUGCGGAGCAGGAACGUACCAUGGGCCAAUUGGGUGCUGAGUGGCUGGAUCUCCAGUUCGGUAGUGGCUCGAUUAAGAUUGGCGUUUCCUUCGUUGAGAACAGACAACGCAGCUUGAAGAUGGAAGAUUUUGACUUGUUGAAGGUCGUUGGAAAGGGAAGUUUCGGCAAGGUCAUGCAGGUCAUGAAGAAAGAUACCGGCCGAAUCUACGCCCUGAAGACAAUUCGCAAAGCUCACAUUAUUUCCCGAUCCGAAGUCACGCACACCCUUGCAGAGCGAUCCGUGCUGGCACAGAUCAACAAUCCUUUCAUCGUUCCCCUGAAAUUCUCUUUCCAGUCGCCUGAGAAGUUGUACCUUGUUCUCGCAUUCGUCAACGGUGGAGAGUUGUUCCACCACUUGCAACGAGAACAGCGAUUUGACAUCAACCGCGCCCGGUUCUAUACUGCAGAGCUGCUGUGUGCGCUUGAAUGCUUGCAUGGCUUCAAGGUCAUCUACCGUGACCUCAAGCCCGAGAAUAUUCUCCUCGAUUAUACUGGUCAUAUCGCCCUCUGUGACUUCGGUCUCUGCAAGUUGGAUAUGAAGGAUGAGGACCGGACAAACACUUUCUGUGGUACCCCGGAGUAUCUCGCCCCCGAGCUGCUGCUUGGCAAUGGAUACACCAAGACUGUGGACUGGUGGACUCUCGGUGUCUUGCUUUACGAGAUGUUGACUGGUCUGCCGCCUUUCUACGAUGAGAACACCAAUGAGAUGUACCGCAAGAUUCUGCAGGAGCCCUUGACCUUCCCCAGCAGUGAUAUUGUUCCCCCGGCUGCCCGGGAUUUGCUCACACGCCUGCUCGAUCGCGAUCCUCAGCGUCGUCUUGGUGCCAAUGGUGCCGCAGAGAUCAAGUCGCACCACUUCUUUGCCAAUAUCGAUUGGCGUAAACUGCUUCAGCGGAAGUAUGAGCCCAGCUUCCGCCCCAAUGUGGUGGACGCUCGCGAUACGGACAACUUCGACAAAGAGUUCACUGGGGAAAUGCCUCAGGACUCCUAUGUCGACGGUCCCGCCCUGUCCUCCACCAUGCAGCAGCAGUUCGCUGGAUGGUCUUACAACCGUCCAGUGGCUGGUCUUGGCGAUGCAGGAGGCAGUGUCAAGGACCCGUCUUUUGGCAGCAUUCCGGAGUAG